CGGGCCGGGCCCCCCCCAGCCGGGAAGCCAUGCUGCGGGUGCUGGACGCCGGCGUGGAGCAGUGCCUGGCGCUGCACUCGACCUACAUCCCUGUGCCACCGUGCCACAGGAAGCUCUCGGGCAAGGCAGGCAUCGAUGAGGUGAUGGCAGCCACGGUGCUCACCAGCCUCUCCACCAGCCCUCUGGUGCUUGGUCACCCACCAGCCACCCCUGCCCCAGAGCCGGGUGGUGAGGUCUGGAAGGAGCUGCCUGCCAUGUCCUCCAGCUGCAGCAGCAGCAGCAACACCAGCGGGGACUGGAGCUGGGACCCCCCCAGUGACCGCUCCACGCCCUCCACCCCCUCACCUCCGCUCUCCAGCCACGUGCCCAGCACCUUCCUGCCCGCCCCGCUGCCCGACGAGGAGCCUGACGGCGCCCACUUCGUCUUUGGGGAGGCCAUCCCGAGGAAGAGGAAGAACUCCACCAAGGUGAUGUUCAAGUGCUUGUGGAAGAGCUGCGGCAAGGUCCUCAGCAGCUCCUCAGGGAUGCAGAAGCACAUCCGAACCCUGCACCUUGGCCGCAGAGCCGACCCGGAGCAGAGCGAUGGGGAGGAGGACUUCUACUACACGGAGCUGGACGUGGACGUGGAGUCGCUGACGGAUGGGCUGUCCAGCCUCACCCCCGUCUCGCCCACCUCCUCGGUGCCGCCCGCCUUCCCCGGCCCCGAGGCGCCGCCGCCCAGCCCCCACCCGGCGCUGCUGUCGCCCUGCAGCCCCGCGGCUCCCCCCGGCCUCUGCCACGUCCACACCGACCACGCGUACCAGGGCUGCCCAACCCCACCGCGGCCACCAGUGCCCCCUGCCGCCGCUCUGGCCCCACCGCCACCUAAGCCACCAACCAUUCCCAGGAGGCCGCGGGGGGAGGCCAAGAAGUGCCGCAAGGUGUACGGCAUGGAGAACCGCGAGAUGUGGUGCACGGCCUGCCGCUGGAAGAAGGCCUGCCAGCGCUUCCUCGACUGACCGCUGCCGUGCCAGGGGUGCCAGCGGUGCCAGGGGUGCUGCCAGCGCUUCCUCGACUGACCGCUGCCGUGCCAGGGGUGCCAGCGGUGCCAGGGGUGCUGCCAGCGCUUCCUCGACUGACCGCUGCCGUGCCAGGGGUGCCAGCGGUGCCAGGGGUGCUGCCAGCGCUUCCUCGACUGACCGCUGCCGUGCCAGGGGUGCCAGCGGUGCCAGGGGUGCUGCCAGCGCUUCCUCGACUGACCGCUGCCGUGCCAGGGGUGCCAGGGGUGCUGCCAGCGCUUCCUCGACUGACCGCUGCCGUGCCAGGGGUGCCAGCGGUG
This is a messenger RNA of Dryobates pubescens (Downy woodpecker), 1318 nucleotides long. RefSeq names its product SLC2A4 regulator (gene SLC2A4RG). Gene Ontology annotation, cellular component: nucleus. Gene Ontology annotation, biological process: regulation of transcription by RNA polymerase II. The record is from RefSeq and is a predicted model, not a curated record. Bases 30 to 998 code for a protein of 322 amino acids. Gene Ontology annotation, molecular function: DNA-binding transcription factor activity; RNA polymerase II cis-regulatory region sequence-specific DNA binding. NCBI's taxonomy places the organism in Eukaryota, Metazoa, Chordata, Aves, Piciformes, Picidae. The transcript is spliced from 7 exons.